This is a messenger RNA of Lytechinus variegatus (green sea urchin), 4073 nucleotides long. RefSeq lists its product as uncharacterized. The coding region runs from base 305 to 3856 and encodes 1183 amino acids. Gene Ontology annotation, molecular function: oxidoreductase activity, acting on CH-OH group of donors; flavin adenine dinucleotide binding. The record is from RefSeq and is a predicted model, not a curated record. The transcript is spliced from 7 exons. Lineage: Eukaryota; Metazoa; Echinodermata; Echinoidea; Temnopleuroida; Toxopneustidae.
CCCUCUCUUCCUCUCUUUCUGGUCUAUUGUAUACACUGUCACGGUCGACCAGGUUUAGACGACACAUGUGGAGAGAUCAUGCGGAUACACAACUCGUUGAUAUAGCUCGCUACUUUCUCACUGAGAAGGAUAUUGAUUGGGACUCUGCUUGUAUUGUGUGGCAGGAGCCAAGCAGUUACAUAAAUCUAGCUCUUAUUUAUCCAACGACCAUUUUAUUACUCAAGUCUUUAAGUGUGCUUUCCAUGUAGGAGUGGGACCGAAGUCAUAGAACCACGUAAGACCAGGUAACGGAGUUGAGGACAACAUGGCCAACUUUCAGAGGAAUGGUCGAGAACCCAAAAGAGGGGGAUCUCCAAAUAUAAAACCGUCAACCACAAAAUACGACUACUCGACAUACCGGCUAUCAUCCCCGCUAACCGAAAUAAAAGCCACGUACGAUGUGGUGGUUAUCGGAUCCGGUUACGGAGCGUCUAUUGCUGCUAGUCGGUGUGCUAGAGCCGGUCAGUCGGUUUGCGUACUAGAAAGAGGGAAGGAGUGGUGGCCAGGAGACUUCCCAGAAAGCGAACUCAAAUCUGUCAACGAGCUGCAGGUGACAAGACCGGGACAUAAAGCCAUCUUUGGUAAAGAGACUGGUCUUUUCGAUAUGGUGGUCGGGAAGGAUGUCAGUGUUCUGCAGGGCUGUGGACUGGGAGGAACGUCUCUUAUAAACGCUAAUGUCGGUCUCGAGUGCGACAUCCGGGUCUUUGAUGAUGAGCGCUGGCCAAAGGAACUUCGCGAGGACUUAACCGUGAUGUAUGGCGAUGACAGGCAGCAUGUAUAUGAUAUGUUAAAACCGGAGAGAUACCCAAAUGACUUCCCUGAACUUUCCAAGAUGAAAGCGCUUAAACUAGGAGCUGCCCACCUCAUCAAAGAUAUCGAGGAUUUACACGUUUCUGAUGUUUUCAGCAGGGUGCCGCUAUAUGUCAACUUUAAACAUGCUGAGAAGAACGAAUUUGGAAUACCCCAGCCUGCAUGCAACGGGUGUGGCAAUUGUGUUGGAGGGUGCAACGUAGGGGCGAAGAACACCCUCAACUUCAAUUAUCUGCCAGACGCAAGAACAUUUGGUGCUGACAUCUUCACGCAGGCUAGAGUAAAAGCAGUUCUUCGUGAAGAAUCUAAAGGCAUGUGGAAGGUGUUUUACGAAGUGCUGGUCCAGGAUGUCUUCCAUGUGGUCGAGCAGACAGUACGGGCAAAAUUUGUCAUCCUCGGCGCGGGUUCUCUUGGAUCCACCAAUAUCUUGAUGAACUCUGCUGAACGAGGCUUGCAGCUCUCUGACAAACUCGGAGAAGGAUUCACGACAAACGGUGACGCUGUAAACUUUAGUUACAAUACGGCACAUAAAGUCAAAUGCGUCGGUGUCAAAACGAGUGACGCCAAGCCAGGACAUGGUCCAGGGCCUUGCAUUGCAUCUGUCGUUGAUAUGAGGCUCCCUAAUGCCCCACUGGAAGACGGAUACGUACUUGAGGAUGGGACACCCCCUGUCGCUUGGGAGGCUCCUUUGAAAAUACUUCUCAAGACCACACCUGGAAUAAAGCUCUCUCAUGGCAACAACACACGUGAAGCACUACGUGCCAUAUCUGGUAAGGCCGUCAAGAACACUUUAUCUGUCCUUUCAAUGAGCCAUGAUUCUGCAGAUGGAAAACUGGUUCAUGACAAGGUCAGUGGGCGAGUCACGGUUGAUUUCCCAAUGGUUGGAUGUGGAGAUAACUUUCAAAAGAUCUUCGAAGGGUCGAAGAAGUUGACAUCUGCUUUGGAAGGACAUCACAUCCCCAACCCAUUCUGGAAAGGUAUGCUGAGUGAGCUGAGGAAUACCAAGGGUGUCAUUACAGUACACCCACUUGGUGGUUGCUGCAUGGGCGAGUCUGGAAAGCAAGGUGUCGUCAACCAUGCCGGUCAAGUUUUCGUUGGCAAUUUCGACAACGUCUACCCUGGCCUUCUUGUAGUUGAUGGAGCAAUCAUGCCAAGGAGCCUUGGUGUGAAUCCAACACUGACAAUUGCCAUGGUUGCUGAACGAUGUAUACGUCUUCUAGCAAACAGACAGGGUUGGACCAUAGACUAUCCAUCUAGACGAAACAUAGCUACAGUAUACAGGAAGACCAAACCCGGAUUCCGCUUCACAGAGAAGAUGACUGGGAAACUGAUUAUUGGUAACGAGAAGGCCCAAUUUCACUUCAAACUUACCAUCGAAUCGAAAGAUAUAUACCACAUGCUGAUUCUCGAUCCUAACCACCGCGCCGGAAUCUUCGGUAUUGUCAAGUGUGAUGCACUGUCAAAUACGCCGCUGACUGUUUCUGAUGGCGUCUUUCAGUUGUUUGCAGAGAGCGAAGACAGGGUUGAGACCAAAGAAAUGAUCUACAAAAUGACCUUGACCGAUGGAGAGGGACACGUUUUCUACUUCCAUGGUGAAAAAUGCAUCCAUAAGAAUGGUGUCCUAGCAACGGGUCUUACAGAUACGACGCAUAUGAACUUCACCGUGACGAAGGGGUCCGAUGCGUCAUCAGAGAAAGUCGGGGAAGGUAAGCUAAAACUCAAAAUCCGUGACUUCAUGAAACAGCUCACCACCAUCGAGGUCACCAACUGCAACAAUGCCAAAGAGAGAUUGAGAUGGAAGACCAAAUUCUGCAAAUUCUUCGCUGGCUCUCUAUGGGAGGUCUAUGGCAUAUUCAGUCCUUCCACAACACCGUUUGAUCCCGAUGCAUCUCCGAGGGAAAGAAGACUCCUACAGAUGGAUCAAGAUGACAUUGUUCCCAUGGAGCUUCCUGCAGGAGAUGGUGUACCACUUGUCCUAACGCGUUACAGAGGUGGGGAGAAAGGUCCUAUUCUACUACUUCAUGGGCUAGGUGUUUCAAGUCGCAUCUUCACUAUUGACACAAUCAACAAGAAUCUGGUGGAGUACCUGGUAGAAAAAGGAUUUGACGUUUGGUCCUUGGAUAUGCGGUACUCAAUAUCGCUGCCGUCUCACAAGAAUGGAUGCACUGUCAUAGAUGCAGCAGAGUUCGAUGUUCCCGUUGCAAUUGACCACAUUCUUCAGGCGACCAAAAUAGCCAGCGUCCAGAUCUUCGGCCAUGGAGUCGGAUCCCUGGUUGCAUUUGCUUCACUCCUUGGAGGUUAUCUCACCAAAGAGAAAGUCAGUAGUAUUGUAUCAUCUCAGCUUGGGUUUGUAGUCAAGCCCUCUGCAUCAUCCACUACCGGUCCAAACUUCAUUGGCGAUGGUGUUGAUGCGUACACCGACACUAACGAGAACUGGAUGGGGAGAGUGUUCAAUGUCAUAUCGGACAGAUAUGCCAGCUUUGUGACGUCAGCUAAGGAACAUUGUGACAGCCACGUUUGUCACCGUGUCACUUUCUUGUAUCGGCCGUCUUGGCAGCACAGUAAUCUGAACAAGAGUACUCAUGACACCUUGCACGAAUGGAACGGCUUCACGAACAAAGAUCUCUUCAAGCACCUUGCAAAGUCUUCUAACAAGAAGGUGCUGUGCAACCGUGAUGGGGACAAGCCUCUCAUUCCCAAGUAUGACGCAAAGAACUACCAUGAGCAUACAGAGUACAAGGAAGCUAUGUCACGCCUCAACGUUCCCAUCCUUUACUUCAUGGGAGAGAAGAACAGUCGUUGGGAUAAGAAGUCUGUCCAACGUAGCCACCAAAGAUGCCAGGAAAGUCAUCCAGAUCAGCACUAUGAAUGCUUCAUGGUACCUGGUUAUAACCACUUAGACUGUAUCGUUGGCAAGAACGCCGAAAAAGAUGUCUUUCCACGAUUCUUGCCAUUCCUCGAGAAAUACUCAAUACCGCAUGACAUAUCUGAUAACACAGAUUUAUAAACUGCCUCACUGGGAAAAGAACCCGAUGGAUUUAUUUGUCACCAGUUGUUUGGGUUUGUCGUUGUGUACAUAAACUUAUCUUAUUUAUCAUUCCACUAUAUAUAGCAUAUUACAUUAAACUUGAUGAAACUAAUACACUGAUGCAGUAAUCCUUAUCCUGGAGGGAUAUAAUAUACAGUGCGUCCCAGAAAAAAAGAAACCGAGAUUAAGCGAUGAC